This is a messenger RNA of Anopheles bellator, 501 nucleotides long. RefSeq names its product shematrin-like protein 2. Bases 1 to 501 code for a protein of 166 amino acids. The record is from RefSeq and is a predicted model, not a curated record. The transcript has 2 exons. Lineage: Eukaryota; Metazoa; Arthropoda; Insecta; Diptera; Culicidae.
AUGGUGGAGGAUUUGGCGGAGGAUACGGCGGAGAUUUCGGCGGAGGAUACGGUGGAUACGGAGAUUAUGGUGGCAAUGGAGGUUAUGGUGGAAACGGAGGUUAUGGUGGAUACGAUGGAUACGGCCAAGGCCAAGGAUGGCGAUGAUGAUGAUGGCUGUGCUAGUGCAUUUGGUGUCGUGUUGUCUUGCCUGAUGGCUGUCACCUGGGCCAUGCCUGCCGCAGAGCUAUCGCCAAAAAAUCCUGCGGUGCUCCUGGUGCAGACUGAAGAUGACGGUGCCAACGAUUUGGUUGUCGCCGAAACGGCUCAAUUCGGAGGCUACGAUUACGGUGAUUUUGGUGGAGGCAUCGAUGUAAGCAUCAGUGGAGGAUUUGGCGGAGAUUUCGGCGGAGGAUACGGUGGAUACGGUGAUUAUGGAGGUUAUGGGGGAUACGACGGUUAUGGUGGUGGUGGAUAUGGUGGAUAUGGUCAUCGCCACCAUCAUCACCACCCCCGUUGGUGA